AUGAAAGCCCCUAGCCUCCUCACUUGGCGUGUCUGCCAUCCGGCCUUCGCUCUCAAAAUCCCUCUGCAAGUUUCUGUCCCCCCGGCGGAGAACCCUGCCUGCCGGAGUCAAACCAUCUGGGCUGGGGCUUUUCGGGCCCGCCAGGUGGACCGGGUGUCCCGAGCUGUGCAGGGCCCAACGACCGUCGGCGAUUAUGCUACCGAUCCAUACGACAAGGCGUUUGAACCCUUUGUAGAAUUUCAGACACUCUUGAAGAAACUCUUCCCCCUUGUACAUGCCCAUGCUAAGGUCGAGCAUAUCAACCGCCUUGGUUUACUCUACACCUUCCAAGGGGUCGACACGACCCGUAAACCAAUUCUCUUUACCGCCCACCAAGACGUCGUUCCAAUUGACGACCCAUCAGACUGGGCCCACCCCCCGUUCGAGGGCCACUUUGACGGCGAGUGGCUCUGGGGCCGCGGUGCCAGCGACUGCAAAAAUUCCCUGAUCGGGGUUUUGUCCGCCUUAGAAGAUCUGGGUAAAGAAAAAAAAAAGUUCCUCCUCGAUGAAGGUGGUAUGGGGCUGAGCAGUUUGGGUGGAGACUCCGACUCCGCAGAAGAGAUCUUAUAUGCACUUCCCGCUGUCGGGAAAAGGGGAAAAAAGACCUGGUCCUCGAAGGGGAAAACAGACUGUCCUCAGCUCGCGGUUCCGGGGAGGACACAGCUCUAUCCACCAUCGCGCGGCAUCGGGAUCAUCGCAGAGAUUCUCUACGAGCUGGAGCGACAGGAGCUCUUUACUGCAAAGCUGGACUCAUCACACCCUACCUACGGCAAGCUGGAGUGCCAGCGUAUUUCCCCGAUGGCGGUGUCAAGACCAAUGCCUUACCGGGAGAAGAUCUCUGCUAUUGUCAACUACCGCGUGGCUUUGCAUCAGACCCCAGACCUGGUUUGGGCUCGAUUCGCCGGCGUGACGCGUAGCGUCUUUGAGUCGCACCCUGAUCCUACCAAGCGCCAGUCGAGUCUGGCCCAUGGGACCGAAUCGGAAGAGGUAGUCGAGUCAGUCCCCAGGGUUGUUGUCACUGGCGACGUCAUGACUGGAAACACCGAUACACGAUUCUAUUGGUCUCUCACUGAAAAUAUCUACCGCUGGAGCCCUUCGCGCGAGGGGACUGCGCUGAAUAUCCACACGGUUGAUGAACGGGUUCAAUUGGAUGCGCAUCUGGAGGGAAUCAUGCUCUACUACGAUCUGGUCCGCGCCUUCGAUGGCUGGGACGAAAAAUUGGAGUAG
Molecule: messenger RNA, 1266 nt
Organism: Penicillium chermesinum
Lineage: Eukaryota; Fungi; Ascomycota; Eurotiomycetes; Eurotiales; Aspergillaceae
Gene: cps1
Product: Gly-Xaa carboxypeptidase
Exons: 7
Coding region: 1-1266 (421 amino acids)
Cellular component (GO): fungal-type vacuole lumen
Molecular function (GO): carboxypeptidase activity
Source: RefSeq, a predicted model, not a curated record